Messenger RNA from Rhineura floridana, 5659 nucleotides. RefSeq names its product cilia and flagella associated protein 69 (gene CFAP69). Gene Ontology annotation, biological process: response to odorant; olfactory behavior; positive regulation of flagellated sperm motility. Lineage: Eukaryota; Metazoa; Chordata; Lepidosauria; Squamata; Rhineuridae. The transcript is spliced from 23 exons. The record is from RefSeq and is a predicted model, not a curated record. Gene Ontology annotation, cellular component: sperm midpiece; non-motile cilium. The coding region runs from base 1068 to 3908 and encodes 946 amino acids.
UUGGACCAAGUACCUGAUUGGACAGGACUUGCCUAGGGUAGGAAUCCUUGCUUUGUGUUAUCACUAGUCUCACAUCCAGGACUGGCUCAAGAAACGUUGCUGCCUGAGACAGAGCAGAAAAUGGCGUCUCAUCUAAAGGCAAAGUACCCAAAGCUAGUCAAUUUAUUUUGGUGACAGAGACAGAAAAUCACCCUCUUGUUGGCAAUAAAAAUACUAUAAUAAAUAAAUAACCAGGUGCUGCCUCGUUCCAUGAUGAGACCCAAUUAUCAGCUGUCUGAGAAGUCAACAGCCUUCCGCUUCAUAAUCGCAGGGACCCUGGAAUAGAGAAAACGAUCCUUGCAGAAGGCCUUCAGCUAGGAAGGAGCCUCUGCAUAUGCUCCGACACUCUUUAAGAGACCUUCCAUAUGCAGGCUAGCGCUACCGAGACCUGCUGCUCAGCACACGUAGACCUAGACGAUCCUGCCUCACUUUUUAAACUCUGGAACGCUUUGAAAGGCAUCUCAGGGACAAAAGGGAGGCCGUCGGGCAGCGGCGGAUAAGUUUUUAAGUUAAAUGUUGCCGCCAUUUCUGCAUAGAUGGAAGGGAAGCACUUCCUCUUGGAUGGGAUUCUGGAGGAACUAUGAGAAAGACGGCCCAUAACGUCUUCUUUCAGUAAGGAUAUCUCCACAACACAAAGGCGGCAUUAGUAUAGUGUGUCGGUGUGAGGUAGGGCGAAUAUUUCUGGAGGAAAAUAUGAGAUGGAAAGGAACAGGAAAAGUGCUUACGGGCAGCGGCUGCUUUCUUGCCUCAGGGGGCGGUGGCAGGCUCGAACGAGGCUGCUCGGAGAGUGCUCCUGCUCCCAACGGCGCGGCUUCCCUCGUUCCCUCUCCCGCACCCUUGGCUGGGAGUUAAUCUCCCUCCUCUUCCCCUCCCCUCAGGGCGCCCAGAGGUAGAUGGCUUCUCCCGCUGCCAUGGCAACCGCGCCCAGCUUGUGUUGUCUGCUCUCCUGCCAGCUGGGUGGAAGUGGUGCUCGGCACCGUGGCUGCGGCUGAAGCUUGAAUUCAAGACAGCCAGGACCAUUCCGAGCCAUGGCUUCCGCAGCCCGGUCCGAGGCAUCGCCGAGCCUCCAAGUUCCCUCCUUCGCCGAGAAAAGGAGGAACACCUCCUCGUCCUCCAGGCUAGAACGCCCUUCGGACAGCGAACUCAGCAGCAGCCUCGGACAGAAUAAUCACUUGAAAUCUGUGGAUCUUAAUCAUGUUAUCAAACUGCUUGAAGAAACAGAAUCAAGUAAUUCAGAAGAAGAGCUUGAAGCACUAAAGAAGGUUACAAAACGCUACGAAUAUGGGAUUCCUCUUAACGAUUUAACGCAAAUAUCUAAAAUUUUAAACCUAUGUGCUGAAAGAAUUCCAUUCCGCAAUGUUUUCAUAGAACCUACAUGUGAAAUUCUUAAAUUAUAUGGGUUACCAUUUUACAAAAAGAAGUUAUCUGAUGAAGCAAAUUAUGCCAAAGAAGUUCAAGAAUCAAUUGCACAUUUGGGUUACUUGAUGAGAGUGCCAUGUUCUCAAGUAAGAAUACAAAUAUGUAAGUGUGUUAUUAGCUUUUACCACGCUGAGCCACCAAAGAAAGAGUUUGAAGUUUACCAACCUGUAAGUGCAAACUAUAAAAGGCAGAUGGUGGAAUCAGGAGGUUUAGCAGAAACUUUAGUCUUGGCGCUGACAUUAGUUGAAAAUCAGCUUCAUGAGAAAUUAUGGAUAAUUAAAACACUGCAGCAUCUUUCCAUAUCUGAGGCAAACUGUAAGCUUAUGAUGAAAGCUCAAGCACCAAGAAGUUUAUGUUCUCAUUUGAAUGAUGCCGAUCCCUCUGGACAGCUGCUAUUCCGUUCCUCAGAAAUCCUCUGGAAUUUGUUAGAAAAAACCUCCAAGGAAGAAAUUAUUAAUCAGCUCAGUAAUUUGGAAUGUGUACAUGCCCUGAAGGAAGCAUUUACAAACUUACUUUUACAUGGUUCCCGACAUUACGAUCGUCAGCUAAGAAAUGACAUUUUGGUUAUUGCCACCCUCAUAGCUCAGAACCCAGGAGCACCAAUGAUUGAAACAGGCUUUGCCAAGCAGUUAAUAUUAUUUGCCACUUUUGUUGAAGUGAAAAGUCAUAAUCCUUUGGUAAAAGGUCUCAAGCUGACUUACUGUUAUGAAGAUUUUGAGUUGAAAAAGCUGCUGCUUAACAUGCUUAGUGUACUCGCAAAAGAUUUAUGUACUGUGCAGCUGCUGCAAGAGGGUAAAGUUAUGUUGGCUUUGUUUCAUUAUUUAAAACCAAAUGAAAAGCCAGGAAUGCUUGACAUGUCUGCAGCCCAGUAUGAAGAGUUACAGCUUCAUGCAAUUGCUACUUUAGCUACAGUGGCUCCCUUGUUGGUAGAAGACUACAUGAUGUGUCAAGGAAAUACUCGCCUUCUCAUGUUUCUGGAAUGGUGUAUGGGCAAUGAUCCCUUCUUUGCUCAAGGUAACAGUUUCCAUGGUACAGGUGGUCGUGGCACCAAGCUUGCACAGAUGCGCUACACUUUGAGAGUACUGAAUCCCAUUGUGUGCCUUUGUAAUGAUGCUGUGAAUAUUGAUCUUUGUGAUCAGGGAGCAAUUCAUCAACUGUUAGGUGUCUUAAAGAAUACCACAAGCAAUUAUAAAAAAGGUGCCAUUGUGGUAGAAAUUCAGACUGAUAUCUUGCUUAUUCUGUCAACUCUUUGUGAAAAUAAUCUUCAUAGAAAGGAACUCUUUGGAUGGGAAGGAGUAGAUACACUUAUUCCAUUUAUGAAAAUUGAUUCAAAGAAAUUCUAUAGUGGAUUGGGUCAUAAUCGUCUCCUUUUUAGUGCUCUGGAUUGCUUAUGGUGCUGCAUCAUGGGCUGUACCAUUCUAGAGGACUAUUUUCUUGAAAGAGAAGGCCUCUUCACGCUCCUGGAUUUGCUUGUUUUAAAUCAAAAGAAUGUAUGCAAUCUAAUUCUUGGAAUAUUAGUUGAAUUUUGUGACAACCCUAAAACUGCUUCUCAUAUCAAUGCCUGGCGAGGGAAAAAAGACCAAACAGCAGCCAAUCUAUUAAUAAAUUUGUGGAGAGAAGAAGAGGAGCAGAUGGGAGUAAAACAUGACAAAGUUGGGAGAAUUGUAGAUACAAAGAAGCCAUUGGUCGGCCAGUUCCAAAAAAAGCAAGAAAUUAUUCCAAUGCCUGCUGAUUGUCCCACUAUUGCUGUCAUGGAUGUUGCUGAAAACAUGAGAGCAAAGAUUUAUUGUAUAAUAUGUAAACUAGGCUUUGAAAAUUUGCCUGGCCUCUCUGCGAAGGAUUUUGUUACACUUGCUAUCAUACGUAGAUAUCUUGACUUUAAGGUUGGUGAAAUCUGGAGUGAAGUAUGUACAGAACUUAAAAAAGAAAAAUUCAGACCAGUCACUCCUGACCAGGAAGCAUUGCAGGUUAUUACUGGAGCAUUUGAAAAUGUUGGAAAGACUGUUGUCUCACUCCAAGCUGAAAUGCUGGAAAGCCAACAAUACCAGGAACUUCAGGUGGAAGAAAAAAGUUAUGCCAAGAUUCAAUCCCUCCAUAAGCAAAAGGAAACGGUCAAUAAGUCCUGGGAAAAUUUCUUGAACCGGACAUCAAAUUAUGAAGCUUUAAAGAAAGCAAAACGGCUUCAGGAAAAAUCCAUAGAAAAUUCUAGAUCAAAGGUAAAGCCAUGCAAUGCAAUAUUCCAUCCAACUGACAUUAAAGGCAUAAAUGCAACUGUUGCAUCCGGUCGGCUAGUAACUGUGGAAAGUACACCUUCUGAAUUGAUUGGAGGGCCACUAGCCGAUACAGAUCUUGCACUCAAAAAGCUCCCAGUUCGUGGAGGAGCCUUAAAAAGGAUCAAAGCAGUUAAAGUGAUGGAUUCAUUCAAGAAAGAUUCAGUAUCUGUAAAAUAAACAUUGUCCAGUACUGCUUUAGACAACUCCCUAUUUUUUUGGUUAAUGUAUAGACAUAUUUUAAUCACCUAUUUGGAUCACACUGCUUAAAUGUAUAGUUAUUUUUAGAUAUAUAUUAUUUAGAAAUAAUGUGGAGAUCAUGAUGCUAAUGAAUAAAUACAGUGCAUUACAAAUAUUGAUUGUGUCUAAUCUUUGCUAAAUUGAUUCAGUUUCCAUUCUGCUGUUAUUAUGCACAAACAUAAAUUCAUAUAGCUUUGUGUAUUAUCAUGACGUUUACACUGACAAGCAUUUGAAGCACAGGAAAAAGAGAACAGUCGCUCAGGAUAUAAAAUGAAAGUGGCAUUAGUAAUCACUGUCAUAAUCCAGUAAGUGCUUCGAAAUGAGGUGAAUAGGAGAAAUCCUGGAAUAUUGAUGUGUUAUAGGCAAAGUCCUUAAACCUUAAAUAAACAGGAAGUGGCUGUUUCAUACAUUACCAUUACAUUCAUCAUAGUUCCCUUUCAAAUGCACAUUUUGGGGUAAAAGCAAGAGCAACGUAGGGGAAGCUAUGGCCAAAAUGUCCUGAAGCACUGGAUUUAGCACUGCUCCUUCAGUUGGCUUGUUUCAGUGCUGACGAUUUGACUUAACUCACUGGAAGACAACUCUUGGCUGUUUCUCUUUGUUGGUUAACAAGUUGUAGAAAGGUGUAUUUACAUACUUCUGCACUUAUUAUUGGAAGAUAAGGACUCGGUGAAGUAAGCAGACAACACGGAAAGUCCUAUGCAGUGCAGGGAAUAUAAUCUCAUUUUAGUUUUUGUCUCACCUAUCCCUGAGGAGCUUAUGAACUGCUUCCAUCCAUGUUGGAAUAUUCAGUAUUUUAAACAAAAUAUUUAGCUAAUAACAUUAUUAGUCUAUGUACCUGUAUCUGGCUGUAAAGUGUCCAUUGGAAUAUCUUGCAUGCAUAUAAUUUUCUUGGGUGCAGCUUCUUGCCCUUUCAGACAUAUUCCAUGUUCCCCAUUUAACCAGUAUGGGGAAAGUAAAAUGAGAGGAGGAAAAAGUAAGCGUAGUUGUAUAUAAGUAAAAGUGCUAUUAUGUCUCAAUUAUUUCAGUGGGAAACACUUAAGCACAUGUUUGAAUCUCCCACUGAAAUCAGUGGGAUGUAAAAUGGCUUAACUUUGGCUGAAUUAUGCUCUAGGUACGUACAAAGAUGAACAGGUCCUUUUGAAACAAAAACAGAAUCUUAAAAUGUUCAAAGUCGCCACUGUACAACUCUUUAUCAUAAACCCUGAAAAAUCUGAGGAGAGAGAAGGCACAGAUUUCCUUGGAGCACACAAUGGGAGUUAGGAAAGAAUGCUUAACAGGGUGAGCUGCCAACAUUUUCUCUGCCUUUAGAGCUGCAUCUGCAUGCCAGGAAAGCUUCACCUACUAAAGUUUUGUGUGUCUUUAAAAACUAAUUUGAAGUUGCCUUUAUGUCUCAUUCAAAAACAUAAGAAAUUGUACAAUACUGUAUAAUAUGUUCUGUGUUCUUGAAAUCUCUGGUGCAACAUGUAAAAUUUGAUAACCUGCAAUUCUGUAAGACUCGCAUACAGUGUGAUCAUGGAAUAUUUAAGAGCUUCAACUGCUGCUUCUAACUUUGUAAAAUAUUGUGGCCAUAGAUAUCCAGCCAUUGCCAAAAUUUUGAUAAUUGUAUUGCUAUUUCUUGGAGACCUCUUCCAUUUGUCUGAAAGGCAAAAGCAUCAAAUUUGCCAACUGUCUGUUGUGUUAAUAAAAUUGAA